GGGAAAGUUAGCCCUGUAUUCAACAACCAACUUUUUCUGAUUCACAUUUGACAUUACUAAAUUAUAAUAUGAUCAGUUUCCUCAACAACCAAACCACACUAAUUUCAAGCAAUGGCUAAGCCUUUUACUUGCAUCUUUUCAUUCUUUGCAACACUGAUCUUCCUACCAUUAUUACCCAUUUAUGCUCAAAGUAGUGGCAAAAUAGCCGUUGGUCAAUCUCUCUCUGCCGCCACCAACGCCUCUCCAUGGCUUUCACCUUCAGGUGAUUUCGCUUUCGGCUUUCAUCAAUUACCCACCAAUAGCAACCUCUUCUUGCUUGCCAUUUGGUAUGCAAAGAUUCCUGACACAAUUGUCUGGUAUGCAAAUGAUGGAAACCCUGUUCGGGAAGGGUCAAAAGUAACAUUAACUGCUGACAAGGGUCUAGUCCUAAGUGAUCCUCAAGCAAGCAGCUUAUUAUGGAGCACCUCUGAUGAUUUCAGCAAUGGGAAUGGUGUGAGCUAUGGUUUUAUGAGUGAUACUGGAAAUUUAGUCCUCAAAAAUAGCAGCAGUAAUGACCCAGUUUGGCAGAGCUUCAACCAUCCUACAGAUACCCUACUGCCUACUCAGAUUAUGGAAAUAAACGGGGUAGUUAACUCUCGGUUGUCAGAAAAUAAUUUCAGAAAGGGCAGGUUUCAGUUGCGUCUGAUCCCUAACGGAAACCUUGUUCUUAAUACCAGGGACCGAGCAUCCGGCUAUAACUAUGGUGCUUAUUAUAUUAGUGGCACUAAUGAACGACCAAAUACAGGUCACAGAUUGAUCUAUAAUGAGUCCGGGUAUAUGUACGUAUUGAGAACAGAUGGCUCAACAUAUGAUCUCUUACCACAAAACAAGACGAACCCAACAAAAAGUUACUAUCAGAGAGCAACUUUGAAUUUUGAUGGGGUUUUGAUGUGGUAUUCUAUCCCAAAAACUUCCAUAAGCAACGGUUGGUCCAUGGAUCAGGCAUUACCAGACAACGUGUGUACAAGCAUAGGAGCUUCUGGACCACAGUUAGGGAGCGGAAUUUGUGGGUUUAACAGCAUUUGCGUCCUUGGUGAUGAUAAAAGGCCAACAUGCAAGUGUCCACCAGGUUACUCCUUACUUGAUUCUAAUGAUACAUAUGGUAGUUGUAAACCCGAUUUCAAGGCAGAUGGGUGCGUAGAAUAUGCACAGCGCUCCAUGAAGAACGAAUACAGGCUGGAACGCCUUCCUAGUACUAACUGGCCAUUUAGUGAUUAUGAAAAGCUAGGGCCUUACAAUGAAGAUGAUUGUAAAAUGUCUUGUCUGACUGAUUGCUUCUGUGCCGCUGUGGCUUUCCAGGAUAGCAAUUCUCCCAUAUGUUGGAAGAAGAAGGCGCCGCUAUCCUAUGGAAGACAAGACACCAAAGUGAGGGAGACUACUUGGAUUAAGGUAGGAAAUGUUAAUUUUUCCAAUGACCCACUCAACACUUUUGUUCCAUUAUUUCCUCCAAAAGCAAAAAACAAGGUGAAAUCUUUGGAUAAAUUUCUGCUAGGUGGCUCUGUGUUUGUCAAUUUAGUUCUUUUAAGUGCCAUUAGUUUGGGAAUUUUCUUAAUCUAUCAUAAGAAGCCACUGAAAGAAUUUGAGGAGGGUCAAAGGAAAAAGUUGAGAGAGUACAACAGUAAUGUCCAUUGCUUCAGCUACCAAGAACUCACAGACGCCACAAAGGGGUUCACGGAAGAGUUAGGAAGAGGGGCUUUCGGGGUUGUUUAUAGAGGCAUGAUUUCCACAGUAGGUCCUCCAAUUUGUGUUGCUGUAAAGAAGUUAGAUCGGAUAUCCCAUGACGCGGAUAAGGAAUUUAGAACUGAAGUGAAUGGAAUUGGACAGACUCAUCACAGGAAUUUAGUACGGCUUGUGGGAUUUUGCAAAGAAGGAGAUCAACGGCUAUUAGUAUAUGAAUACAUGAGCAACGGAACCUUAGCAAACUACCUUUUUGGUGAACUGAGGCCAAGCUGGGUAGCAAGGAUUCAAAUUACUUUAGGUAUUGCAAGAGGACUCUUGUAUUUGCACGAGGAAUGCAGCACCCAGAUCAUACAUUGUGAUAUAAAGCCCCAGAAUAUACUUCUAGAUGACAAUCACAAUGCUCGCAUUGCUGAUUUUGGGUUGGCAAAGCUUUUGGUCCUAAACCAAACCCAUACAAACACGGCGAUCAGAGGGACUAAAGGGUAUGUUGCCCCUGAAUGGUUUAGGAACAAGCCAGUCACAGUGAAGGUAGAUGUGUAUAGCUUUGGAGUUCUUUUGUUAGAGAUCAUAUGUUGCCGAAGAAGUGUAUGCAUGGAAUUCAUAGAGGAAGAAGGUGCAAUAUUGACAGACUGGGCAUUUGAUUGUUACCAAUCUAACACAUUAGAUUCUCUGGUCAAUAAUGACAUGGAGGCGCUAAAUGACUGGCAACGACUGAAGAGGUUCUUUAUGGUUUCCCUAUGGUGUAUCCAGGAAGAUCCAAGUCUCCGUCCAACAAUGAAAAUGGUCAUGCAGAUGCUUGAAGGACUUGCAGAAGUGCCUAAACCUCCUUGUCCAACCAUGCUUUCUAUUACUACUACCAACACUAAACCCCUAGGCUAAAUGUAUGUAUUUUGUUAAUUUUAGCUUUAUUUACACUACAAAUCAACAAUAUUCGGAAAUGUUUGACAGUAAAUCAUACACAUUUUGCAAAGAUAUGAGUUAACUUCAUGAGUUAGACUACAUACCUCUGUUUUGUUCA
Messenger RNA from Spinacia oleracea (spinach), 2737 nucleotides. Its product is annotated as G-type lectin S-receptor-like serine/threonine-protein kinase RLK1. Gene Ontology annotation, biological process: protein phosphorylation. The coding region runs from base 112 to 2598 and encodes 828 amino acids. Lineage: Eukaryota; Viridiplantae; Streptophyta; Magnoliopsida; Caryophyllales; Amaranthaceae. The record is from RefSeq and is a predicted model, not a curated record. The transcript has a single exon. Gene Ontology annotation, molecular function: ATP binding; protein serine/threonine kinase activity.